This is a messenger RNA of Cicer arietinum (chickpea), 2148 nucleotides long. RefSeq lists its product as uncharacterized. Gene Ontology annotation, biological process: ribosome biogenesis; pseudouridine synthesis; box H/ACA snoRNP assembly. Gene Ontology annotation, molecular function: RNA binding. Gene Ontology annotation, cellular component: sno(s)RNA-containing ribonucleoprotein complex. Lineage: Eukaryota; Viridiplantae; Streptophyta; Magnoliopsida; Fabales; Fabaceae. The record is from RefSeq and is a predicted model, not a curated record.
AAAACACUUUCAACUAUUAUUGCUUUCAAGCCAUUGAGUUUUGGUUUCGAUUCCAAGAAAUUUCGCCUAAACAAUGGCGACUCGAGACAACAACGGGUCGGAACUUGACCCGAAUCUUGUUACGGCGGAGACACCAGAAUUAGAGGCCCUGAAUCCUGUUAUGGCAGAGACACCAGAAUCAGAGGCCCUGAAUCCUGUUAUGGCGGAGACACCAGAACCAGAGGCUGAAAAGCUCGUUAUUUCGGGUGGUGAAAUUCCUAUUGAGGAAUUUGUAGACAAGAUUACAUUAGAGGGUGACCCUCCUCCAGUUGAAGGAAAUGGGAAUGACGAUAAAAAUGAGAACGAGAAUAAAGAUGACAGUGAAAGCGAAAGUGAAAGUGAAAGUGAAAGUGAAAGUGAGAGUGGAAAAUCAGAAUCUGAGACUUCUUCAUCAUCACCGCCAUCAUCAUCACCGUCGUCGUCAUCAUCUGGUUCUAGCAGCGAUGAAGAGAAGAUGGUUAGUAGGAGUGCCGUUGAUGAUGAUACUGAUGAUGAGGUUAUAGUAGGACCAAUCAGGUCAAAGCAUGAGAUUCAGAAAUUGCCUCCAGUUCCUCAGGUGGAUGUGACUUUAGAACCACACCAUCAAAUGCUACCUGUGGGAGUUGUUAUGUCGACUCUAGGUGCUAAAGUCAUUGUGGAAGGAGUGGAGAAGCAUGAACCUCUCAAUGAGGGUUCUGUUCUCUGGCUGACUCAAAGCCGCAAACCACUAGGUUUUGUAGACGAAAUCUUUGGACCAGUCAAAAAUCCAUAUUACGUUGUGAGAUACAAUUCUGAAAGUGAAGUUCCUGCGGGUAUCCAAGGGGGAACAACUUUGGUCUCGUUUGUUCCAGAAUUUGCUGACCGCGUGCUUAAUUUUAAGGAACUUUACUCGAAAGGCUACGAUGCAUCUGGUCCGUUUGAUGAAGAGGUUAAUGAUGAAGUAGAGUUUUCAGACGAUGAGAAAGAAGCUGAAUACAAGAAAAUGCAGCAAAUGCAGAAAAUGGCCAAGAGAGGGGUAAAUGAUCAAAAUCCCAGCAAGAAAAGAAACAAUAGAAAGAAAUUUACACCAAAUGAGCGUGUGUUACCUACUGCCCCUAAUGCACCUGUGGCAGCACAGCGUGUGUUGCCUACUGUCCCUAAUGCACCUGCAUCAGCACCGUUGGUUAAUCAUGGAAACCGUUAUUUUUCGGGCAUUGGACAAGGUCAAUUGGGGGGAACUACCACAGUUUCUCCAUUUCAACCUUUAAAUGCAGGUCCUAACUUUGCUACAAAUGGAAUGUGGCCAAAUGGGACAACAUUUCCACAGCAGCCACAGCCACAGCCUGAUCUGCUUCCAAAUGGAUUUCCGACAAAUGCCGGGUCAUAUUAUCCACAAAACACACAAUUUUCUCAUCAGUUUCCUGCGCCAGGAAUUCCAUUUCAACAGCAGUUUAAUCCCAAUCAAAGAUCUCUUUUCCCAUCUAUGAUGCCUGGGGUACAGCCCAAUAUAUUUACACAACAACCCAUGUAUGCACCGCCAUUUGCGGGUCAAAACCAAAUGACAUUUGAUUCGAGUUCACCUUUCCAACAGAUGCAGCCACCUCCACAACCUAUCUUUCAGGCACAACAGGGUUUUCCACCUUCGGAAUUGCAGUCAGACAGAAACCUGAACUUGCAUCCCAGUUCUAUUCCUGGCAACCCCUCUCAAUUUCAUCCAGGUUCAUCUGCUAGUCGAGGGAGGCCAACAUUUCGUGGCGGCGGUAGGAGAGGGUGGCGACCUACUAAGUGAAGGUUAUUGUUUGAUUUAUUAACAUUGAAAUGAUCGGUCGAGUUGGGCCCAUUCUGCAAGGGAUUGUACUUGCACAUUUUCCUGCAGCCUCUUGAAUUUCGAAAAGAAUUCAUGGCAACCUAAAAUGUAUGCGUCGAGUUCCUGAUCUUUUAGUUACAUGUGUCAUUUGUACUUGGAAGUGUUGGUGCUGAUGAUGUUGUUUGUGUACUGGAUGUACUGAAGGAGCACCUUCCACUUUCCCUGCGCUCAAUCAUGCCAAUAUACAUUAUCACCAUACUGUACUAGUAAAGAGUCAUGUUUAUUUGAAGCACAUGUUCGGUUUUUGUGCUUUUUAAAUAAAUUUAUAAGCAAAAUUAAAUUUA